Cyprinus carpio (common carp) is the source of this 1819-nucleotide messenger RNA. Its product is annotated as transcription factor Maf-like. NCBI's taxonomy places the organism in Eukaryota, Metazoa, Chordata, Actinopteri, Cypriniformes, Cyprinidae. Gene Ontology annotation, biological process: regulation of transcription by RNA polymerase II. The record is from RefSeq and is a predicted model, not a curated record. Gene Ontology annotation, molecular function: DNA-binding transcription factor activity, RNA polymerase II-specific; RNA polymerase II cis-regulatory region sequence-specific DNA binding. Gene Ontology annotation, cellular component: nucleus.
AUGCUUUUAAACUGUACUGUAGUGUGUCGAGUUUAAAAACGCUCUCAGUUCGAGCUGUGUCUGCAGAAUUUAGCGCACUUCUUUGACGUUACACUCACCCGUUUGACCACGAUGAUGUCUGCUCAUGAGGAGUCACCAAAGUGUUAAAUGUUUGAAACCCAAGGCCGCCGAAAUUCACUUUUAAAGAGAGGAGAAAGAGAUCCGAUGCAUCUGUGCAAUAGACUGUGCCAAGGAGAGCUCAUAAUCUGGAGUUAGGAGCGCAGCGAAAAGUCCUGUGCAGUCUUUGUUUUCCUGCUAAAAGUAAAGCAUUUAAACAUCAGCAAGCUGGCUCACUCUCUCCCGACCCAGCCCGCUUUGACAGCUGCUCUUCACCCGCUCUGGAGGACAGUCAGCAGCAAGAGGAUGGCAUCAGAGCUGGCACUGAGCAGCUCCGACCUGCCCACCAGUCCCCUUGCCAUAGAAUAUGUUAAUGACUUCGAUCUGAUGAAGUUUGAGGUGAAGAAAGAGCCACUGGAGCCCGAUCGCAGCAUCAACCAGUGCAGCCGCCUGAUCGCCGGGGGCUCCCUGUCUUCCACCCCGAUGAGCACGCCUUGCAGCUCGGUUCCCCCUUCCCCAAGCUUCUCGGCGCCUAGCCCUGGCUCCGGGAGCGAGCAGAAGGCGCACCUAGAGGAUUUCUACUGGAUGACCGGUUAUCAGCAGCAGCUCAACCCGGAGGCUUUGGGCUUCAGUCCCGAGGACGCGGUUGAAGCGCUGAUCAACAGCACACAUCAGCUCCAGAGCUUCGACGGCUAUGCUAGAGGGCAGCAAUUCAGUAGCGCAGCCGGGGCGGGAGGCACCAUGGCUGGAGAGGAGAUGGGAUCCGCCGCCGCGGUGGUGUCCGCAGUCAUUGCCGCCGCUGCAGCGCAGAACGGGGCACCUCACCACCACCACCAUCACCACAGCCACCACCAGCAGCACCAAACUCCCGGGGUCCAGUCCAGCAACAACUCUUCUGCUACCCACCACCAGCACUCCCACCUGGAGGACCGCUUCUCGGACGAGCAACUCGUUACCAUGUCCGUGCGGGAGCUCAACCGCCACCUGCGCGGCGUCAGCAAAGAGGAGGUGAUCCGACUCAAACAGAAGAGGAGAACCCUCAAAAACAGAGGCUAUGCCCAGUCAUGUCGCUACAAGAGGGUCCAACAGAGGCACGUAUUGGAGGGCGAGAAAACCCAGCUCAUGCAGCAGGUGGACCACCUCAAACAAGAGAUCUCGAGACUGGUGCGUGAGAGAGACGCGUACAAAGAGAAGUACGAGAAGCUCGUGAACAGCGGCUUCCGAGAAAACUCGUCGAGCAGCGACAACAACACCUCAUCCCCGGAGUUUUUCAUGUCUUCCAGAAAGUUCCUUCAUCUGUGACUGUGAGUUCUCUGAGCCUGACCUUGAUAAGUGAGGAAUCCUAAACUGGACUGAAUACUAAAUGAAUGAGUACUUUGCAGUGUACCUGACAUCCACCUGCACAGUGAGGCUGGUGCUUCCUAAAGCGCUGCCAAACUCUCAGUGCUGGGGUGAUGGAUUUCUGAAAGCCCAGUUGAAGCACAAUCCAUCUUUCUCCAGGCUCAGUGUGUACUCUUGUAGGACUACACCAAUGACAUCUCACUGGAGCACCUCAUGCACCUCGCUCUUGGGUACAGGCUGCUCUCUGAGCUGUCAGGGAUUAAGGUGUUUGUGCAGAACAUUGCUGAAUCAUAAAAGGGCUUUUAGUGACCAAAGUUUUCCAUAUUCACUGCGGCCCUUCUGACCGUGAUUGAUUCAAAGGCGCUGUACCUUCUAGAACAAA